UCCGCCCUGUUCCCCUCCCGCUCGCCGUUAGGGAGGCUCUGCGCCUCAGCCGCCUCCGCCUCCGCCGCUCCCGCCCACUUCUCCGCGUCUGCCGCCGCCGCUGCCCGGGGUCUCCGGGGGGUCGCUACCGGGCUGGCCCCGCGCCACUGCAGUCGCUUCAGCCUCGCGCUAGAGGCCGCUUCGGGAGGAGACCCGCCGGCCGCCGUGCCACUUAGGGCCUCAGUUCUCGCCUCGUCGACGUCGCCAAGGGUUCUGGAGAAGCGGCCAAGGCCGGGGAACGGGGCUUCGCGGUUCCAACGAUUAAGUUCUGAAGUACUGAUCGAGUUCUGCGUUUCUUCAAUGAGGAACUACAGGCUGAUCUUCUGCCAUAAUCUCAAACAGCCAUAAAUGACAGAACGAUGCUUGCUCAGUGAGGGAAGCUGGUGCAGAAGCCGUGUUUUAAACUUAGGUGUUUAAGUACUCAAAGAAAAGACAGCUUUGAUUUCUGGCUGCAAAAAAGCUAUGAGGAAGAGCUCCUCCCCUUCCUUGAGUAACUGCAACUCCGAUCUUGCUAGCAAAAUAUUUGGAAUUCCACUUGAUGAGCUGCAGCAGGGAGGACAUCCAGACAAUGAGGUUCCGUUCAUAGUCCGCCACGUUGUGGACUAUAUUGAGGAACAUGGAGGUCUGGAGCAACAAGGGCUGUUUCAAGUCAAUGGGAAUGCUGAGACAGUGGAGUGGCUUCGGCAGAGAUACGACAGUGGAGAAGAGGUGGACUUGGUUAAGGAAGCGGACGUCCCCUCAGCCAUUAGUCUCCUUAGGUUUUUCCUGCAGGAGCUCCCUGAGCCCGUCAUACCUGGCAGCUUGCAUAUUCACUUGCUGCAGCUUUCUCAAGAUUAUAAUAAUGAAGAUGAAUUUGGAAGAAAGUUGAGGUUCCUCUUGCAACAGCUUCCACCUGUUAAUUACAGUUUGUUAAAGUUUCUGUGUAGGUUUUUAGCCAAUGUAGCAUCACAUCAUGAAGAAAUUUGGUCUGCAAAUUCUUUGGCUGCUGUUUUUGGUCCAGAUGUCUUCCACAUUUACACGGAUGUGGAAGAUAUGAAAGAGCAGGAAAUUGUGAGCAGGAUAAUGGCGGGACUUCUGGAAAAUUAUUACGAGUUUUUUGAGAAUGAAGAGGAAGAUUUUUCAUCAAAUGAUUUGAGUUCAAUUACUGAGCAGGUUAAUGAACUUUCUGAGGAAGAAGAGGAAGAUGAAAAGCUGGAGCAUAUAGAAGAACUUCCAGAAGAAGGUGUAGAAAAGUCAGCUGGCAUGCCAGAGGUGUUGCAGUUAAGGAUGACUGAAAACCUCCUGGAAUCAGACAGUGUUACAGCAUCAACAAGGGUUGAUGCUGCUGCUGCUGCUGCUGCUGCUAAUGCCAGUGAUGGUAACAUAAAGUGUUCAAAUCCUGUGGCUGGUACUACUGCAGAUAAUGAAGUCAUGCAGCAAGAUUUUGUAUUUGAGGAUCAGAAAAAUAAUGAGUCUGUAGGUAUACUGUUAGAGCCUUGUAGUGACCACGGGGAUAGUGAAGAUGGCUGUCCUGAGAGGAAGGAAUAUUUAUUAUGUGACAGUGAUAAAUUGCCGCACUUGAUUCUGGAUUCUAGUAGCAAGAUACGUGAUUUGAAUGCCAACACUGAAUUGGAAGUAACGGAAGGUCAGAGUGUUGGUGUUCAAGGAGAAGCAGCCUGUAUACAGAUUGCGCAGUUAGAUCUGAAGAACGUUUCUGAUGGUGAUAAAUGGGAAGAGCCAUUUCCUGCAUUUAAGUCUUGGCAGGAAGACUGUGAGUCUGGAGAAGCUCAGCUGUCUCCACAGGCUGCCAGGAUGACUCACCAUCCCCUGGGAGAGGACUGCCCUCCAGUAUUAUCUCAUCGCAGUUUAGAUUUUGGGCAAAGCCAACGUUUCCUACAUGAUCCAGAAGCUUUGGAUUUCUCGUCAAAGGCACUUUCCUUCACUAGAAUUCGAAGGUCAUCCUUCAGUUCAAAAGAUGAGAAAAGAGAAGACAGAACACCAUAUCAGUUGGUCAAGAAACUUCAGAAAAAAAUCAGGCAAUUCGAGGAGCAAUUUGAAAGGGAAAGAAAUAGCAAGCCCUCCUACAGCGACAUUGCAGCCAAUCCAAAGGUAUUAAAAUGGAUGACAGAGCUCACGAAGUUGCGGAAGCAAAUUAAAGAUGCAAAACACAAAAACUCUGAUGGAGAAUUUGCGCCUCAGCCACGUCCUCGGAGUAACACUCUGCCAAAAAGUUUUGGCUCUUCUCUAGACCAUGAGGACGGCGAGAGUGAAGGUGAGCCCAGAGUCAUUCAGAAAGAGAAGCCGCCAUCGAAAGAAGCAACUCUUGAGCUGAUUACCAAACGGUUGAAGGAAAACCGUGCCGAGCGGCACCUUCCUGAGGAUAUCAAGAAAAUGACAAAAGAUCAUUUGAUAGAAGAGAAGACGUCUCUGCAGAAAAGUCUGCUUUACUAUGAAAGUCAACACGGAAGGCCGGUGACCAGGGAAGAAAGGCACAUUGUUAAGCCUCUCUAUGAUAGAUACAGGCUUGUAAAACAGAUGCUGACAAGAGCUAGCAUUACUCCUGUCCUUGGUUCUCCCUCCACGAAGCGCCGGGGUCAGAUGUUACAGCCAAUCAUAGAAGGAGAAACGGCACACUUUUUUGAAGAAAUCAAGGAAGAAGAAGAAGAUGGUGUCAGCCUCUCCUCUGAGUUAGGUGACAUCUUGAGCACAAAUGUGCACACACAGUCGUCCUUGGAAAACUCAGAAUCAGAUGCUGAAGAAAAUCAAGAAAAACUGGCUCGGGAUCUCUGCUUAUCAAGUACCCGGGCAGCUUCUGUGCCUGAAUUACUGGAGCAACUUUGGAAAGCCAGAGCUGAGAAAAAGAAACUACGUAAGACGCUACGGGAGUUUGAAGAAGCGUUCUAUCAACAAAAUGGAAGGAAUGCCCAGAAGGAGGACCGUGUCCCGGUGCUUGAGGAAUAUAAGGAAUACAAGAGAAUUAAAGCCAAGCUUAGACUCCUUGAAGUUCUUAUCAGCAAACAAGACUCUUCAAAAUCCAUAUAAAAUAUGUUCCUUGAAAGUUGACGUCAUAAAGUGCUUGUGUUCCCUGACGGUUCACCAUGUGUGCUUGGCUGUACUUGCGUUCACUUUGUCAGGCACUCAGAGUCCCCUUGUGUGCUUGUUUGUGGUUCCAGUAGGCAAGGAAAGCUGUUCCACACCCCGCAGAUCCUCUCCACACUUAGGAAACACGCAGGCUCCUUCAUUGUUUUACUGCAGACACGGCUGUUAGCAAAGGACAAGAGUUUUACUCUUUUACUUCAAGAACUUUGAAAUAAAAAAGCUCUUCUGUUUACUUUUUGUUUUUUCUUUUGCAUUACUGAAGAAAAUUGAGAGGAAAAAUCUUCAUACUGAAUGAAAUUCUUCGGUUGCCUUUUCUUAUAAAAUGACUGAAAAGAAUAGCCUAUAAGUGUGACAUAUGGAACGGUAUUGUUUUUUUCUAGAAAACCAAACUGGAUUUUCAAAUCCUACAUUGGAACACCUUUCUGUGUCGUUCCCAAAGUGACCCCUGCACAGAUAGCACUUAGCCAGGAUUUGCAAUUCAGUGGUCACAGCUCCUGAACGGAGGGAAGCGCGGGUAGAGCACAAAGCAGCCUUGCUUAGUCAUUGCAACAUUACACACAUCACUCAGAGCUGAAUCACGUCACAUGCUGCCUACAGGACUUCAGUCACUGUCACCAGCUGGCAAUGCUGACCUGUCUGGAUCAAACCCUGUGCUGUCCCCAACCCACCUCCAGAUAAUGUCAGAAAAUAGCCAUGCCAGUGCGGAGGGACUUGGGUGGUGCUCAGAUCUGUGUGUCAUCAGAUGGGCCUCAAAAGAAUGAGCACACCUCAGUGUGUUCUCCAAGGGCUAGACCACUGCAGCUUUCCAGGGUUAUUCAGGGGGCUUCAUCUCCAGAUGACCACCGCUCGCUCGCCCACCCGCCCAGUUGCUUGCUGUUCAGAGCAGCCACUCACAGGAUGUGUAGUGGUAUGCUUCUUGUCGUAGACUCUUAGCAUCUUUUUUUUUUCCUUUGGCUUUGCAUGGCUUUUCAGAUAAUCUGCUAAUCAUUUCUUACUGGAUAGUAACUUGUGUUAAUAUGACAGAUGUGGGUCAGGCUUCAUCUAAGUGGGCUGUCCUUCAUACCCCACCCCCACCCCGGUGCUUUUUUGAAUUGAUAAAUGUCUCACUUUGCCCAUGCUUUGCAUGUAAUGACUCAUGCAUGAUUUUCUUCUUAAUAGUUUGUUUCAUACAAAUAAAUGGAAUUUCAUAACAUCUUUAAUAAGGUGAGGAAAGCAUGAACCUUGAGCGCUGCCACUAUUAUUACCCAGUAAGAGCAGGAAGUAGUUUGAUAAUGAAUAGUGUGUCUACGUACUUCACAUUUCACUUGUGUGUGCAAUGCCUUUCUGGGGGAGAGGGAAAAUCCAGCAGUAGUGAGUGUGUAGUUGGAGGGUUUUUUUGUUAAGUACUGAAUCACCCAGCCUUGUUUCUGUGGUUUCCUUUUGAUAAUACUAGGUCAUUCAUAAUGUAUUUUUAGAAAAGUAAUUAAGAAUGCCAAAAAACCCCUGUAUCAUUUGAUUUGAACCCAUCAUGUGGUGUACUUUUUAGUUUGUUUUUUCCCAGACAGGAUUGCUACAUGUAAUUUUAUGUGCACUGUAUAUUUUUAUGAAUGUUUUAUUUUGUAUACCACAUGCAAAAAUGUUCAUGUGCACUAUUUAAAUGUUUUAAAUAAUAUAUUCCUUCUGUAUAACGCUAAAUCUAUUUGAGUACAAUAUUUUUAUAAGUCUGUAGCCUGACUGGUUUCGUUGAGUUACAGCUGCUUCAUAAUUUGGUCGUUGAGUUGUUAGUUUGGGCUGAAUAGAGUAGUGAAGUGGCUCGCACGCUUCCAUGGGCUUGCACUGACUCAUGGUUAGCAGUGGGGAUAGUUAGGCAGCUUGCAAGAGGUUUACUUUGGUACAAAUAAAAAUUAUAUCUAUAUAUAAAUACUAUAUAGAUAUAGAUAUAUAUGUGUCCACCUUAUAAUUACAUUGCUGUGUUUGUUUGGCACUUCAUUGUACAGACUUUUAUAAUAAAAGAACUUUACUGUUCUAA
Messenger RNA from Mus caroli (Ryukyu mouse), 5125 nucleotides. RefSeq names its product family with sequence similarity 13 member B (gene Fam13b). The record is from RefSeq and is a predicted model, not a curated record. Gene Ontology annotation, biological process: signal transduction. NCBI's taxonomy places the organism in Eukaryota, Metazoa, Chordata, Mammalia, Rodentia, Muridae.